Octopus sinensis (East Asian common octopus) is the source of this 903-nucleotide messenger RNA. RefSeq names its product AFG3-like protein 2. Gene Ontology annotation, molecular function: ATP hydrolysis activity; ATP binding. NCBI's taxonomy places the organism in Eukaryota, Metazoa, Mollusca, Cephalopoda, Octopoda, Octopodidae. The record is from RefSeq and is a predicted model, not a curated record. Gene Ontology annotation, biological process: protein-containing complex assembly; mitochondrial protein processing. Gene Ontology annotation, cellular component: m-AAA complex.
AUGUUUGGUUUCGGGGAGAGCACUGCCAAGGUCGUCAAAGAGGACACCGGGGUCAGAUUCAAGUCUUGUUUUGCUUUCGAUUGCAGAGAUGUGGCCGGGUGUCAGGAAGCCAAGCUAGAAAUCAUGGAAUUCGUCAACUUUCUUAGAAAUUCCGCCAAAUAUAGAGAAUUGGGAGCCAAGAUACCAAAAGGCGCACUUCUAACGGGGCCUCCAGGAACGGGGAAGACUCUGUUGGCAAGGGCCACAGCGGGGGAGGCGAAAGUACCCUUCAUAACCGUAUCCGGUUCGGAGUUCCUGGAAAUGUUUGUGGGAGUCGGUUCUUCUCGGGUAAUGACUAUUCUCUACAGGAAUGUUCGGGACAUGUUUGCAAAGGCCAGGAAGAACGCCCCGUGCAUUCUUUUCAUUGACGAGAUCGACGCCGUAGGGAGAAAGAGGACAGGACGGUCGUUUGGGGGAUACAAUGAGCAGGAGAGUACUCUUAAUCAAUUGCUCACUGAAAUGGACGGUCGGUAUCUUAGUCUUAUACUCGGGUUUUCUGCCUCCUCUCAAGUCAUUGUACUGGCAGCUACCAAUCGGUCAGAUGUCCUCGACCCUGCCUUACUCAGACCUGGUAGAUUUGACCGUCAAAUCUACGUGGGACUGCCCGAUAUCAAAGGCAGGGCAGGAGUGUUUAAAGUUCAUUUGGGAAAGUUGAACUCUCCGGUCGAUGUGAUCGCCCGCCAAAUGGCUGCUCGGACCUCAGGGUUCUCUGGGGCUGACAUUGGGAACUGCGUCAACGAAGCUGCCCUUAUCGCGGCGAGGGAGGACGCUAAGGAAAUAUCUGAGCUACAUCUGGAAAGGGCUAUCGAACGUAUCGUUGGGGGUACUCUAAUCACUAAAGUCUGCAGGUCUUGAAAAGAAGAC